AUGUCAAAUGUAAUCAAAAACAUCGUAAUUUUAUUGGACUUUCAAACAAUUCUUGAACCAAUUAAGAAAGCAAUUGUUAUAUUUAAACAUAAAAGUGUCACUUUCGUUUGUUUAAGAAAAUUGGCAGUGAUUAUUAAGGAAUUUCCACAAAACAAAGGAUCGCGUGCCAUUACUUUUCAAAUAAUAUGCAAAAAGGCACUUUGUGCUUGGAAAUCUCUUGAGAGUAGUGAUACUUCGGCAAAUAAACUAAUUGCACAAUUUUUAAUGAUUAAUGCGAUUUCUCCUCAUAUUGUUAGUUGUGAAAGGAUAUUCAAAAUAUCAGAA
This is a messenger RNA of Entrophospora candida, 324 nucleotides long. The record is from the annotation of a GenBank genome assembly. NCBI's taxonomy places the organism in Eukaryota, Fungi, Glomeromycota, Glomeromycetes, Entrophosporales, Entrophosporaceae.